AUGUCAAAGAUCUUCAUUGACAUUGAAGAUCUCCAUCCAAAGGUUGCAGGCGACCUCACAACAAGUCGCCUGGCAGAGCUAGAUAGCAUAACCCUGCCAAUUCAUUCUUCAUUUUACCUACUCCUUCCUCUGCGCGUGCCCGGUCACAACACGGGUGGCAAGCCCGACAAAAUCACCGGGACUUGCCACUACUGCGGCAAGGAAGGCCACUGGCAGUCCAAGUGCCGCAAGAAGGCCCGCGAGGAAGGAAGACCCGAAACCGCUGGCAGACGAACCAACAGCGGACAGCGCAACGCACGCGGCACCGACGGUGAUCAAGCGUCGUCCAACGCCGUCUUCAUGUUCUCGGCAAUCGAAGUCGCACCUAUCAUGGUGGACGACGAAGUCAACGAUUAUCUGCAAGCCGACUUAACCUGGGACUGGGAUGUUCGCCCGAUCCGACAAGUCUCGCUCCAUGGCGAGGUCCUCACGGUGACCUUUCACUUGGAAAUCGUAUGCCUCCGUCGCUUCAUCGACGACAAUGACCCGACCAGCGUCCCGUCACCGAGAUCUGUUCGACCAAGCCAAUGA
Aphanomyces invadans is the source of this 570-nucleotide messenger RNA. RefSeq lists its product as hypothetical. Gene Ontology annotation, molecular function: zinc ion binding; nucleic acid binding. The transcript has 3 exons. The record is from RefSeq and is a predicted model, not a curated record. NCBI's taxonomy places the organism in Eukaryota, Oomycota, Saprolegniomycetes, Saprolegniales, Verrucalvaceae. Bases 1 to 570 code for a protein of 189 amino acids.